Molecule: messenger RNA, 2378 nt
Organism: Cervus elaphus (red deer)
Lineage: Eukaryota; Metazoa; Chordata; Mammalia; Artiodactyla; Cervidae
Gene: ZFP69B
Product: ZFP69 zinc finger protein B
Biological process (GO): negative regulation of transcription by RNA polymerase II; regulation of immune system process; regulation of cytokine production
Source: RefSeq, a predicted model, not a curated record
AUGCUACAGUGACUCCUGAUCACCUUGCCCACCGAGGCCAGCACCUGGGUGAAGCUGCACCAUCCAAAGAAGUCCGUGCCCCUGUGGGAGGACGUGACUGAGAUGUUUAAAGAGGAAGCUCGGCUAUCUCAGGACGCUGAUGAGACCCAGGGAAAAAGUUUUGAGGAUAAAGUGACCUCUGGGUCCCUGACAGCAGAAUCCCAGGAACCAUUGACCUUCAAGGACAUAAUUGUGGACUUCACCCAGGAGGAGUGGGGGCAUUUGGUCCCUGCUCACUGGCAUCUGUAUCGGGAGGUGAUGCUGGAGAACUAUGGAAACCUGGUCUCAGUGGGAUAUCAGCUUUCCAAACCUGGUGUGAUUUCCCAGUUAGAGAAAGGAGAAGAGCCAUGGCUGAUGGAGAGAGAGGUUUCAGGAGGUCCAGGUCCAGGUAAGAGCAAGGCAGAAACCAAAGAGACAACUUUAAAGAAUGACAUUUCAUGGGAAGAAUUACACCAUGGCCUGAUGAUGGAAAGGUUCAUGAGAGGAAGCACCUUGAUUUCCACAUUGGGAAGAAUCUCCAAAUGUCACAAGUUAGAAAACCACCAGGAGAACCAAGGAAUGGGUGAGAGACAAAUACCCUUGAUCCACAAGAAAAGGCUUACUCAGGAGAGGGGCCAAGAAUCUAACAAAUUUGAGAAAAAUAUUAAUAUGAGCUCAAAAGUUAUAGGACCAGUAGGCCCUCAAAAAAGACACCAUAGAUAUGACAUAUCUGGCAAGAAAAGUAGAUGCAAUUUAGAUUUGAUUAAUCAUUCAAGGAAUUAUACAAGAAUGAAAAUCUUUGAAUGUAAUAUAUGUGAAAAAAUCUUCAAACAGCUCAUUCACCUUAUAGAACACAUGAGAAUUCAUACUGGAGAGAAACCUUUCAGAUGUAAAGAAUGUGGAAAAGCCUUUAGCCAAAGCUCAUCCCUUAUUCCACAUCAGAGAAUCCAUACUGGUGAGAAACCCUAUGAGUGUAAGGAAUGUGGGAAAACCUUCAGACAUCCAUCAUCUCUUACUCAACAUGUCAGAAUUCAUACCGGGGAGAAGCCCUAUGAAUGUGGUGUAUGUGAGAAAGCAUUUAGCCAGAACAUUGGACUGAUCCAGCAUCUGAGAACUCAUGUCAGAGAGAAACCUUUUACAUGCAAAGACUGUGGAAAAGCAUUUUUCCAGAUUAGACACCUCAGGCAACAUGAGAUUAUUCAUACUGGUGUGAAACCCUAUAUUUGUAGUGUAUGCAGUAAAACUUUCAGCCACAGCAUAUACCUAACUCAAUACCAGAGAACUCAUACUGGGGAAAGACCAUAUAAAUGUAAGGAAUGUGGAAAAGCCUUUAGCCAGAGAACACAUCUUUCUGUCCAUCAGAGAGUCCAUACUGGAGUGAAACGUUAUGAAUGCAGUCAUUGCAGGAAAGCCUUUAGGCAUGAUUCAUCCUUUGCUAAACAUCAGAGAAUUCAUACUGGAGAAAAACCAUAUGAUUGUAAUGAAUGUGGAAAAGCCUUCAGCUGUAGUUCAUCACUUAUUCGACACUGCAAAACACAUUUAAGAAAUACCUUCAGCAAUGAUGUGUGAAAUAUGUUCAACAUCAAAGAAUCCCCCAAUUGGAGCAAAAGCCUCUAAAUUUGUGAUUUUCUGACUUUCAGAUUUCAAGAACGAAUAUUUUUUUUAACGGUUUGACCCAAUGUUACAAUUACUAAUUUUGCUGUGUUAAAAAAACAACCUACCUAUUAUUAGCAUUGCUUUGGAAAAGAAAGGGCAUUUUAUUAUUUUAAAAUAUAGGAAGACUAUAAUUAUAGAAAACAGUCUUUUACAUUAAAUUAGUUUUAUGAAAAUCUCCCAAAUUUGUCUUUAUUUUUCUCAUUUCACUGUGGGCCAGUGAAAUCAUCAUGACAAGCCAGUGAUCUGUGAUUGAUUUUAAGAGUCACAGAUUUAAAUAUCCCUUUAAUGAAUCAGAAUAAAAUACAACCUUUUACUAUAGCCCUUUAUAUGGCUAGAAGAGGUAGAAAUAAAAAUGUCAAUUGUCUCAUUCUAGAAGAAAUAAUGUUAAAGAGAGUUUUCUAGACUUAAUAGGUAACCAGCUAAACAUGAGGCACAUACAUUGGGGUUUCCUAGAGAGAAGUUGGCAAAUGUUUUCUGUAAAGGGCCACAUAAUAAACAUGUUAGGUGUUGUAGGCCAUAUGACCUCUGUCAGAACUACUCAACUCUAUCAUUUUAGUGCAGGAGCAUCCAGAGACAAUAUAUGGGUAUCUCAUCCGUGGCACUGCUAAUGUUUUGGGAUACUUUGUUGUGGGUGGCUGUCCUGCUUUGUAGGAUGUUUAGCAGCAUCCCUGGCCACUGAAUGCCAGUAGUUCCCCCUUCCACUG